AUGACUAGGAUAAACAAACGUGUGUCUGCGGCUAAUCAUUCAACGGCUCAUUUUCGGGCAAACCUAACUCACGAUCAGAUAGCCGCCCGUCAGGUUAUUCCUCGUGAUCUUCCGAAGUUUGGUGGCGAUCCGGAGGAGUGGCCCAUUUUUAUAUCAACGUUCGAAAGCACUACACAGAUGUGUGGUUACAGGGAGGAGGAGAAUAUGAUUCGGCUUCGGAAUUGUUUAAAGGACGAUGCGCUAAUUGCGGUCCGAAGUUUCCUCAUGCAUCCUGCAUCGGUCCCGAAGGCUAUCAAUACACUGAAGAUGCGUUUUGGUCAGCCACACUGUAUCAUUCGAGUGUUGAGAGAGAAAGUGCUGUCUGUCGCACCAGUAAGAGCAGAGGCGAUGGACAAAUUAAUUGAUUUUGCCUUGGCGGUGCAAAAUUUGUGUACCACUAUCGACGUAUGUGGACGCAAGGAAUACAAACGUGAUGCGACGCUGUUGCAAGAACUCGUCGGAAAACUUCCGGCCUCGAUCAGGUUGGAUUGGGCAAGAUAUCAGAAAACGAUAAGAAAAGUGGAUUUGUUUACAUUCAACGAAUGGAUCUAUGCUGUUGCGGAGGACGCUUGCUUAGUAUCGGACAUUCAAUCCUCUAAGACAAAGGAAUAUGUAAGCAAUAGAAAGGGUAAAGCGUACAUAAACGCACACUCUGAGCACACGUUUACUGAAGCUUCAGUCCAAAGGGCCAAUAGUGACAAUCAAGCAAGAACAGCCGAUUCGGAAUCUACAAAGAUGUGCCCAAUCUGUAAGAAUUCCUGUAGAAACGCGAGCAAGUGCAGUAAAUUUCUGGGACUUUCGUACGGAGAGAGGUGGUCAGCAGUUAAGAACCUGAAAAUCUGUCGUAGGUGUCUUAGGCAACAUAAAGGAGCUUGUAAUGCUCAGCCCUGUGGAAAGGAGGGUUGUACUUUCAAGCACCAUGAGCUGUUACACAAGGUGUUUUCAGUUACAGACGAAACAGAAAAGGGAAUCGAAGGUCAGGAGCAUAGCGUGCACACUCAUUUGUCCACAAUGGGUGGUAGAAUGUUCCGUUACUUACCAGUCAGGCUAUAUGGAAGGGAUCGGCAAGUAGAAUGUUAUGCAUUCCUGGAUGACGGUUCGGAAUUGUCGUUAAUUGAUCGCGAAAUAGCAGACCAUUUGCGGAUCAGUGGAAGCACGAAACCAUUGUGCCUAAAAUGGACCGGCGGAACUCAUCGGUAUGAGAGUGAGUCACGCUGUAUCGAUAUCGAAAUUAGUGGUAGCUCAGGUAGAAGGUUCUGUCUGGAAGAUGUUCGCACUGUAGACGCAUUGCAGCUCCCAGAACAAACAGUGGACUUCGAGCGGCUGUCAAAUAGUUUCCCUUACCUAGCAGGAUUACCCGUGCACUCGUAUAAGGAUGUUCGCCCACGAAUACUGAUCGGACUGAAACAUGCAAAUAUAACACUGGUUCGAAAAAGUCGAGAAGGAAAACAGGGUGAACCCAUUGCGGUAAAAACUUUGCUCGGCUGGACAGUAUACGGAGGAUACACCAAGCUGGAACCAAAAACCGAUUUUCAUUAUACAUAUCAUGUGUGCGAGUGCAAUCAACGACUUGAUGAUGAUUUGCAUCGUGCUGUCAAAGAUUAUUUUUCGCUGGAAAGCAUUGGAAUAGCUAAACAAGAGCGAGCUUCAGUAUCGGAUGAUGUUGAACGAUCUCUUCGGCUUUUGCAGACGCACACGAAACUCAUUGACGGCCGGUAUGAGACGGCGCUCCUGUGGCGUUUCGAAGACAUCCGUUUACCGGAUAGUCGACCAAUGGCAAUUCGUCGAUUCAAGUGUCUUGAAAAACGGAUGGAACGCGAUCAAAUGCUAGCUCAAGCGCUUCAAGACAAGAUCGAUGACUAUCGCAACAAAGGCUACAUCCGCGAGUUGUCGGUAGCCGAAAUGGAACAAAGAUAUCGCCGAGUGUGGUAUCUCCCAGUUUUCCCGGUUUUCAAUCCAAAUAAACCGGGGAAAGUCAGAAUAGUAUGGGAUGCGGCCGCAUCUGUGCACGGAGUAUCGUUAAAUUCAGCGUUAUUGACAGGUCCCGAUGAGCUGGCGUCAUUACCCUCUGUGCUGUUCAAAUUUCGGGAAUUUCGUUUUGCGGUGGUGGGAGACAUCCGCGAAAUGUUCCACCAGGUACUCAUUCGUCCUGAAGAUCAACAGUGCCAGCGUUUUUUGUGGCGGAAUAGUUGCGACGAGGAGCCGAAAGUGUAUAUAACGCGAGUAAUGACCUUUGGUGCAUGUAGCUCGCCUAGCACAGCGCAAUUCAUCAAGAAUCGGAAUGCAGAAAGGUUCAAGGCUGAGUAUCCGCGUGCUGUGGAGGCAGUGAUCUCGAAACAUUACGUGGAUGAUCUGUUGGCUAGUGAAGAGACUGAAGAAGCAGCCAUUGAAUUAGCCAAAUCGGUACGUUUCGUCCACGCGCAAGGGGGGUUUGAAAUUAGAAACUGGCUAUCAAACUCCCAGCGUGUGCUAGCUGCGUUGAAUCAUCCAACGGUCAAGGAGAAGAACAUGAAUCUGCAGGCAAAUCUUGCGACCGAAAAGGUUCUCGGAAUGUUUUGGAACACUCAAAUCGACUGUUUCACGUACAAGCUGUCACGCAUGCGCAUCGAUAAAGACCUGCUUAAUGGUAGUCGUCGACCAACGAAACGUGAGGUUUUGCGGACUCUGAUGAGUAUUUUUGAUCCACUAGGUUUGAUCUCACAGUUCCUGAUGCACCUUAAGAUCACUCUACAAGACAUCUGGCGAACGGGAGUAAAGUGGGAUGAGCAGAUCGAAACUAAGCAAUUUGAGAGCUGGAAGAUCUGGGUGACGAUUUUGCCCGAGCUGGAGAAUUUGAGUAUUCCGAGAUGCUAUCGCCAGAAGACUUCCAUAAUAGCCUUUGAUACGCUGCAAAUGCACUGCUUUGUGGAUGCUAGCGAGCACGGUAUGGCCGCUGUCGUUUACCUGCGAUUCGAGGAGAGCGGUGAAGUUGAGUGUACAAUGAUAGCUGCCAAAACGCGUGUAGCCCCUUUAAAAUACAUGUCGAUUCCGCGUCUUGAGCUUCAAGCAGCUAUUAUCGGGACCAGAUUGGCGGAAAGUGUAACUGCAGGGUUAACAGUCAUACCAUCCAAGCGAUUCUUCUGGUCUGACUCCCGAAAUGUGCUCUGCUGGUUACGAAGCGACCAGAGACGUUAUUCACCAUUCGUUGCGGCCCGCGUGAGCGAAAUCCUGGAGGUUACCGAAAUCCACGACUGGAAAUGGGUACCCACAAAAUGUAAUGUUGCGGACGACGGUACGAGAUGGAAGCGACAACCGGAUAUGAAUUCCAAUGGCAGAUGGUACAAGGGACCGGAGUUUCUGUGGAAAGGUGUUACAGAGUGGCCAGAAAUGCCGUUCAAUGAUUCUGCAACUGAGGAGGAACUGCGGCCCAGCGUACUUUUCCAUACGUUGGUAAUGGAGCCACUAAUUUCAGCACAUAAAUAUUGUAGCUGGAAGAAAUUAAUUCGUGUUACUGCCUGUGUCUUUCGAAUUGUGUCAAAUUGGAAGUUGCGUUUGCAGAAACAAAGCAUUAAUUGUUCACCGUUCACGUCAGAAGAACUCAAGCGAGCCGAACAGUACAACUUGCGCUUAGCUCAACAUGAUGUAUAUUCCGACGAAAUCGCAAUAUUGGAAAAGGGUCGAAAAAGCAAUCAACCAACAAAAAUACCAAAAAACAGUGUGUUGUUCAAAUAUAGCCCGAUCCUUGAUGAUAAUGGAGUGUUGAGAAUGCAGGGAAGAGCGAAGGAGUGUAAGUUCCUAGACAUAGAUGAGAAGUAUCCAAUAAUCUUGCCGGUAGAUCAUCCUGUUACACGUCUACUGAUUAUCAGCUACCGUCAGAAAUUCCAUCAUCGAAACUUUGAAACAGCCAUCAACGAGAUGAGGCAGCGUUUCGCCAUAGCUCGUCUCCGCGUUGCGUUUAAGAAGGCUAGAAGAAAUUGUCAAUGGUGCAAAAACCGAGAUGCGGUUCCACGGCCACCUCAGAUGGCAGUUCUCCCUCCAGGACGAUUGGCGGCGUAUACGCAACCAUUCUCGCAUGUGGGGGUCGAUUACUUCGGCCCUAUUGAAGUUACAGUUGGUAGAAGAGUAGAAAAGAGGUGGGGGGUCUUGUUGACAUGUCUAACGACGAGGGCGGUACACAUAGAGGUAGCAUGUUCCUUGAGCACUACCUCGUGCAUUAUGGCACUCCGGAAUUUCGUUGGCCGUCGAGGCCCUCCGUUGGCUUUCUAUAGCGACAGAGGUACGAAUUUCGUGGGAGCGGAUCGGAAGUUACGCCAUGCACUAGAAGCUAUCAACCAAGAAGAGAUAAUCAACGAGUUCACUAAUCCCGACACCGCCUGGAUUUUCAACCCUCCGGCAUCCCCACACAUGGGAGGAAGUUGGGAACGUCUGAUUCAGGCCGUCAAGCGGAACCUGAUAGAGAUUUUAGGAACCAAACGUCCUAACGAUGAGGAGCUUCGCAAUGUGCUCAUAGAGAUCGAAAGUAUGCUGAACGCAAGGCCGCUCACAUACGUUCCCAUUGACGAGGAGUCUGCACCAGCACUGACACCAAAUCAUCUAUUGUUUGGGUCAUCGGGAGGCAUGAAACCGUUGAGCUUAUGUGACGACAGUGCGGCGAUGGUUCGGCGAGGCUGGCAGAUGUCGCAAGUAAUGGCUAACCAAUUUUGGCAAAGGUGGCUUCGGGAAUACUUGCCGGUGAUCACCAGACGUUCGAAAUGGCACGAGAAGGUUAAACCAAUCCAGGUUGGAGAUAUCGUCGUAAUCGUUGACCCUAAUCUUCCUAGAAACUGUUGGCCUAAAGGCAGAGUGAUCGAUGUUAUGCAGCGCGAUGGACAGGUGCGCAGGGCUACCGUUCAGACUAGCAAGGGGCUAUACGAACGUCCAGCCGUGAAGCUGGCGGUUCUCGAUAUUACGUCUACGGAGCGGGGCGACUCUUCGGAUGGGCGUUUAGAGCGAUAUGAGGCGAACCACAUCAACGGGAUAGAUUCACCGGGGGGGAGUGUGACAAACUCAAGCGACACAAACGAGGAUGAUACGGCUGAACAGGCGGCGGUUAUCAGCGGAAAGAGUUACGAAAGAGUUGUAGAGUACUGUCGGAAAGAUGAUGAGCGGAUCGGUGAACGAGUUGUAGAGAACCUGAACGAGCAGUGGAAGCACGUCCACGAUGCGAUCAGUACUAAAGCGCGAGAAAUGUUGGGUACUACUGUCGCAGCCAUUUCUAGUGAGUGGUUUGAUGCAGAGUGA
Messenger RNA from Sabethes cyaneus, 5298 nucleotides. RefSeq lists its product as uncharacterized. NCBI's taxonomy places the organism in Eukaryota, Metazoa, Arthropoda, Insecta, Diptera, Culicidae. The transcript is spliced from 3 exons. Gene Ontology annotation, molecular function: nucleic acid binding. Gene Ontology annotation, biological process: DNA integration. The record is from RefSeq and is a predicted model, not a curated record. Bases 1 to 5298 code for a protein of 1765 amino acids.